Messenger RNA from Bombyx mori (domestic silkworm), 9194 nucleotides. Its product is annotated as protein tramtrack, alpha isoform. Lineage: Eukaryota; Metazoa; Arthropoda; Insecta; Lepidoptera; Bombycidae. Gene Ontology annotation, biological process: regulation of transcription by RNA polymerase II. Bases 999 to 3143 code for a protein of 714 amino acids. Gene Ontology annotation, cellular component: nucleus. The record is from RefSeq and is a predicted model, not a curated record. Gene Ontology annotation, molecular function: protein binding. The transcript has 17 exons.
CUCGCGUUUCAUUCAGUGGACACCGCGCGCCCGCUCCUCGUUUAUUAUUUGGAAUUUUCCGAUCGACUGAUUACCGCUUGUCGUAAGUUUUACAAACAAAUUCGUAUCCGUUUCGUAUUUUUCGCAAUUAGCGCCAAAUACGAAAGUCUUAAGUGGCAAAGUCGAUACGGUCGGGUUUCGUUCGGCAAUCGAGCCAAACCGACCGAUUCUAAAUGAAGGGCCCGCUCGGAGUGAAACGCUUCAACGGGCCACGACACGAAUUGGUCGCGCUGAACGUAGAAAAUUCUGACAGCUCGGGGCUCGGGGCCGUCAUAUGAAAAUAAUGUCGUUUUUAUUACAUUUUUUGAUAAAUUAUUAUUCUAGUUUCGAAUCGGCAGCGUACCGACGGCCUUAUCGGUUUUCCUAUUUAGCGCGCUACCGUAAUUUGUACAUUUUCGAAAGGUUCGCGUCGAGUCUAUGCGCUUUCGAAAAAUAUUUUACUUUGUAUUUUCUCAGCAGCGAACGGACGUCGAGCGCGGUGCCGUAAAUUGGUAAUAAUUCUGUUGAUUACACAGUAAUAAAGUGACCAAAUAUGGGUUAGUGGUGUGGAACAUGUAAUAUGCGAUCGUUGACUCCAGUCAUACAAUCGAAAUGUUUGUUUGUGUUGAUAGUGACUGGUGCAUUCCUAACGUGAAAGUGUACGUUUGUGUUGUUUUUGUGCUGUAACGGAUGCUGAAGUAAAUUCAGACCAGGCGGGGACAAUAAACAAGUACUGCCGCCUGCCGUGAUCGGUCAAUCGUGUUACAACGCGCCCGCCAAAGACGAAGCCACAUUCCACAUUUAUAAUACUCUUAAUUUAGUUUAAAAAAAUAAAAAAUAUAUCUAUAUAUAUCAAAAUUCGACCAAAAGAACCAAACCAAAACAAGGAAGCGCUAUUGACUUCUAUACCAAAGCUAGUUUAAUCGGUUUAAGUGGACGUCCAGAAGCGUGUGGACCAAGGAGGAUCUGGUCUGACGAAGAUGACGCCGCAACAGUACUGCCUGCGUUGGAAGCACCACCACUCGAAUGUCCAGAGCAUGUUCGCUCAGCUCUUAGAAACUGAACGCUUUUGCGACGUGACCUUGUACUGUUCUCCGAAUUUCGCGACCCAAGUGACUGGCAAGGACACGGUGGAGCCACAGAACAUCCGAGGAGUCUCACUUCGGGCGCACAGGGUUGUUCUGGCGGCGUGCUCUGAGCUGCUGGGGGCGCUGCUGGGCGCUCACGAGGCUCACGGGGAACCUGUCCUGGUGAUCGACGGCGCUGAACCGAAGCACCUGAAGGCUCUCCUCGAUUAUAUGUACACCGGCGAAAUGAACGUUCAUCAUUCGCAGCUCGCGAGCCUCCUGAAGACAGCCGAGGAGCUUCGCAUCAAGGGCCUCACGGAUUUACGGUGGAAUAACAAAGACGAACCGCCAGACUCUGAAACUGCCAAAAUAGAUGUUAUGUCUUCAGGAGUCGUGGCCACGCCCACUAGCUCGCCCGUCGAGAAACAAACAGACAAACUCACCGAAAAACAAGAGAAGACGCCGUCCCCACUACCGAUACUACCGAAACUAGAAACGUCCAAGCAAAUUUCCCCAAAGCCCGAGACGCCAAAGCUGAAUUCCCCCAAACAGGUCUCCCCGAAGAUAAGUUCCCCCAAACAGGUCUCCCCCAAGCAAGUCUCCCCCAAACAAAUCUCCCCGAAACUAGGGUCCCCUAGAGGGGGCUCGUCGAGUCAGGAAGCGCCCCGCACCCCGGAGGCCGCAGACCUUCGCUCGUUGAAGACCGAAAGCGAAGUCGGCGAAGACAAGGCUCUUGAUAAAUUCAAUGUCAACGGGGGUCCUCCGCCCUUAAUAAAACUGACGACUAAAGAAAGAAUCAGUCCAAUCAAGCGAGAGAACUCUGAAAUAGACAGUCCGAGCCCCAAGCGACAGAGGCUGGCGAGCGCCACCGAGCACAUGGACGAAGACUCCAUGUCCGCAUCAAGAGGAGACAAAGACGAAUGGCAACACGGGAAUCUAAACAUAACAGCAGAACGCGUCGUCGGCUGGGGAGGGGGCUCGGAGGAGUCCUCUCGGGAGCCCUCCGAGGAGGACUGGGCCGACGCGCCGGCUGACAUCGGCUCCUUCCUGCACACCCGGCUGCGUGUGGACGGAGACAACAGCGCCGAUGAAGAGACCAACGACAGCACGGCGGGCCCCCUCAGCCGGUCCACGGUCGCGUCGUCGUCGUCCUCCGCCAAGGAGAUCAGAAUGGAUUUCUCCACUCAGCUGUCACUACCAAAACGUCCCAAAUCAGACCCCACAGACCCUCGCUUCACGGACGUUGUCAAGCUGAGCGACUACCUGCAGCACGGGAGACGGCCGCAGUUCUGGGAGGAGCCCUACGUUCGGAGGGUGAUGGAGUCGGUGAGGCUAAAGGAACUGGAGAUGAAGCAGGCCGCCGAGAUACUGGGGGUGAGCUACGGCACGCUGUACGGGAGGUAUCGGGACGUGUACGGGUGUAUCAACAGGCCUUACAGGGCUGUCCGCGACUUCUGGCAGGCGAAGGGUCCGUCGGAGGUGCUGGAGCGGCUGCAGCGCGGCGACAUGACGCUGGACGCGGCGGCGCACGCGCUCGGCGUCACCAUCAACACGCUCGCGGCGCACGUCGCCGACUUCGGGCACGCCGCCGCCGCCGAUUUCGAGCCGAUUCCCAUCGAGGUGGACCCGUCGUUGAAGAGUCGGAUGCGCACGUACAGCGGACAGCAACAGCCCCCCGCCAAGCAGCCCCCGAGGAAACCGCUCCCUUCCAGCGCCAACGACAAGCCGCUGGUGAAAAAGCUGAUGGUCGGUAGCGGCAGCGACGAGGAGCUGCAGAUACCGGCGACGGUCAUCAGCUCCUGCGACAGUAAGCUGAUCUCCAGCAAUCCUCCGUCGUGCGGGAAGUGGCCGACGAUCCGCGUCGCCUCAAUCGACAGUCUUCGCGCCACGGAGCCCGUCAUCUCCCCUGUGCCUGCUCCCCCGCCCCCCGUCGUCGCGCCCCCGCCCGCCCCCUCCCUGUCGCCCGCCUCGCCCUCGCAGCUCAUGAGGACCAGGCCCGACCUCACGAUAGUCGCGGCCAGGAGGCCGGACCCCAAGCGAGACGAAGACGACACGUGAUCCGGUGAAAACUAAUUAUAAUAUAACGUUUAACCAAAGUAUUAUGUAAUCCCCCCUACUGUGCCCCGCGCGAGUUUUUAUUUUCAUUCGAGGAGGACAUUCCGUCUCGCUCACACGCGUGUUCAGUGAGGGCGUGUGAGCGAGACGCGUAUAAGUAAUCGAAAGCAAAUGAAUUUGUCGAACGCGUAUGAAUUUAGUUCUUUAAUAUCAGAUCUGAUUAGGGAUAGCUCUUAAUGAGAGAGGCAUAAGAACUAGUUUCCUAUAAGUUAUUUUUAUUGUUAAGUUUAGCUGCGUCGUUAUCUCGAGAAAGCGGACGAGAAAUACGAGAAUAUUAUUUUGUAGUUUUAAUAUUGAAGAUGGCCGUGACGUUCGCGACCACAGACAUCAGAAGCAAUAGACACGGACAAAGAUUAAAAUUGGAACAACAUUUAUUUGGAGUAUGAAAUUUAUCAAAUCUGUACCAUCCUGUAGCCAUCCAUCUUCCAAGUUCAUCACGAGGCCGGCUCGAUGGCGCCGUGUCAUUGCUUCUUCAUUAUAGUUACAUUAAUUGUAAAAAUUUCAUGACCACGCAAUAAUUAGAAGUGGACAAACUUUUUAUCGUUGAGAUUAAAUUAUGGAAUUUAUUUAUUUUUUACAAAUUUAAAAUUUAUUCGUGGGUAGUUUGUUUUUUACGUAUCUUUCCUGGUAUAGGCACCUUAUAUUCUUUCCUAGGGUUCAUAUUUUGUAGGAAAGAAAUUUCAUAAAAAUCAAUUCAGUUAUAUGAUAAAUCAUAAUAUGACGAUGAUUUUUUGAUAUUUUAAUCAAUUGGAAUGAAGUUAAAUGAAACGAGAUGAAAUGAAAUAAAAUCUCAGUUAAAUGGUGGCUAUUUUCUGAGACUUUUUCAGUGGCCUUUUUGGAAGCACCCUAGUACCCACGUCCGAUGGCUUCGUUUCACAUUUGUGCACUCACACAGAUACUAUAAAUAAGCCAAUGUUAUUAUACAUUUGAACCUACAGAAACACUAAAUUAACAAAAUAUAAUAAAUAAAACGAACUACCCUCCUCGCGUUCCCGCCAAUAAGCCCGCCUUGCGGGGUCAUUGCCCCCGCGUCCCAACCCCCCACACGCCACGGGCUCGUAUAGAAAAACAAACUCCUACAAGUAUUACUUAGUUAAUUACUAAAGCCAAUAUCGAUUUUUUAGGGAAUAUGUUAUUUUUUAUUCCAACCUAAUAUGAAGAAUAUUAAUGUAAGCGUAUUAUUAUUUUAUUUUUGUUCAUUAAUUUUUUAUUUGUAGCCAUUAAAACUAUGAGCCUGAGAGUUUUAGACUGUAUUAUCGAGAAUUUCAAAUAAUAUAAUCGUUGUUUUUUUUGGUAUUUUUUUUUCUUCAUAAGUUGGCAACACUGAUAGUUUUAAGCGAAAAGGCGAUAACGCUGGUUAUUGUUUUUUGUUUCUUAAUUUCUUAAAAUUGUUAUAGUCGAUUUUUCGUUUACCAUUGAACGAUUCCUUCGUAUUUUAAUUAAACAAAUUAAAAAUAUAUAGUUUAUAUUAAAAUAAAUAUAUUUUAAGGAACUUGUUCGAUUUGUUAAGGUAUAGUUUAUAAUUGCACUAAAUUUGUUUUAGUGGAUUUACUCAAUAUAAUAUCUCGAUAUAACAGCUGUGUAUCUAGCUAAAUGUAAUUAUGUCUAGUUAAUAUAUUUAUUACGCUGGUAUAUCGUGGGGUGACAGGAUAUUUGGUUAAAGCGACAUUUUACUUUACUGGUGGUAGGACCUCUUGUGAGUCCGCACGGGUAGAUACCACCGCCCUGCCUAUUUCUGCCGUGAAGCAGUAAUGCGUUUCGGUUUGAAGGUUGGGGUAGUCGGUGUAACUAUACUGAAACCUUAAAACUUUAUCUCAAGGUGGGUUGCGCAUUUACGUUGUAGAUGUCUAUGGGCUGCAGUAACCACUUAACAUCAGGUGGGCUGUGAGCUCGUCCACCCAUCUAAGGAAUUAAAAAAAAAUGGCUAAGUACGCGACAUUUAUCUUUGUAAUUAAAGGUGCGUUUUAUUUGGUAUCAGCAUCAACAGUUUUAUGUUUUUAAUUGAACUUCAAUUAAGUUUAUUCCAUUCAAAUAAUUGAAUAAGUUUUUUUGUUAUGAUAUUUUUUUUAAAAUUUUAAAAUUUAAAUGUCCCUCUUGUAAAGUUUCAAAAAUGUCACUUUAACCAAAUCGUCUUUCACUUCUCGAUAUGUUAUAAUAAAAUUUAAUUCGUAGUUUGUAAGUAAAGAUAACGUGGAGUCAUAUUAAAAUGAUUUAUUGAAUGUAAUCUGUGUUCGCUAAUUUAAUUAAUAAUAUUUAGGCACUUGAUAUUUUGUUUUUUUUUUAAACAAAAUUUAGCUCUGGCUUGAGAGAUCAAACGACCGUUACACGUCCAGGGUCUGAUAAGCAAGAAGCCCUUGAUUAAUCAUUAAGAAAAUAUUUUUUUACGAUUUCUACUUUCGCGUGUACAAAUAAUUGACUUAUGUCGAGAUGUGAAAAGCCUAUUUGGUUUAAGCUACUUUUUUGCAACUUUAUAAGAGAGCCAAAGUUUAAUAUUUGGAAAUAAUAUACUAGUAUUCAUCUAUACAUAUAAAUAAAAUUGGAGUGUCUGUUUGUGAUAUUGAAAUAACCGCUUUUUACUACAUGCAUAUGAAUAUAUAUACGGUACAUACACCAAAAUAACAUUUUUUACAAUUUUUGUCUGUCUGUCUGUUUGUUCCGGCUAAUCUCUGGAACGGCUGGACCGAUUUUGACGAGUCUUUCACUGAUAGGUAGCUGAUGAUAUAAGGAGUAACUUAGGCUACUUUUUUUAGAUUAGCUUCGCCCCGCGGCGUCACCUGCGGUACGACAAUAACCGCGGGUAACAUCGCGGGACUCAGCUAUCAAUAAUAAAAUUUAAUGUUCCCGAAGCGAAGUGAGGGCGGGUCGGUAGUAGUAAAUAAAACGGACCUUUAAUUACAAAGUUAAAUGUCGGUUAAGCCAAAUAGCUUCUCACCCCUCGAUAUCGUAUCAGACGUGAUCACGAAAAACUGUAAAUAAUUGAAAACAUCUAAAACAAUGCAAUUAAAAUAAAAAAAACGAGAUGAGAUUUAAUCAUAAAAAUAGUUUAUAUAAUAGUAAAGAAAAAAAUACGCCAAAAUCGAAGAAAACGCUAUAAUCAAAUUUACAAAUAUUGGCGUCAUGUACAUUUAUUUGUUUAUGGUCGCGUUUAGGAAAAUUCAAAUUACCCGCAUAUCGUCCUACUGCGUCGUGUACAUUGCGUGUCCGUUAUAAACGAUUUCCAUUGACGACUCUCUUCUAUAAGAACUAAAGUAUUUAUUUAAAAAAAAAAAAACUAAGCAAUAAAUAGUAUUGUUAACUAGGAAAUUGAAGCCAUCGAUCGACAGAACGUUAAUUUAUUUUUGUUGAUAUUUAAAAUUAAGCGUAGAUAGAGGAUGUAUUUGAGGAGGAAAACGCAUGUAGGUAUAAUAGAUACGGUAAUGUUCAUUCGAGUUUAAUGUUCCUCUAACGAAGGUAUCCGAAUGGGGUGGCUUAUGUGGUGGGAAGUGGUGGAAAUGCGUUCUAUGAUUACCGUAAAUUGUACCCUUCCGGAUUUAUAGUUUAAAUUUUUAUAGUAGUAUUGUGAUUUAUUAUUCUGGAAUUUCUGAAGUGUGGACAUCCUAAUAUGACACAAUUAAAACCUAAAUGUAUCCAGGCUAGAGGUAAUUGUCUUAUACUGGGGAUAAGUUGGAUAAGGCUUAUGUUCCGAUAUACACUGCGCGCACUGAUCAGUGCUAAAGGUACCCACGCACUAUGCGGCUGCCGGUCGACCGCUCCGGUUGACUGACGGCCAGCCGUGCGGUUGCCCUACACACUAAACGGAUAGUGCUAGUUUACGGUUGCCCGCCAUUGAUGGUAAACGUGUUUAUCGACGUUAACGUUUUAACUACGGAUUUCGAUGCGGAAAAAAAUAUAAUUGAAAUUCAAAAUAGGCCAGCGAUCUGGACCACAAAAUCCGCAAAAUAUUCUGAUAAAAAUUUAAGUUCAAAAGCUUUUUGAGCUCUUCAACAAACAAUUCAAAAUGCUUACUCUCUUACUCUCAUCUCGAGCUUGGAAAUAAGGAUGCACCCGGUACCUUUUUUCUGUUUUAUUUUUAUUAUGUAACGCGAGUAAAUAUAAUAAAUAGCUGCUACUUCUUCGUCGUCCGUCUUGGAAAUGUGUCGACACAACCGCAAAUGAAACCGGUUUCUAACCACACAUUCCGGUUCGGAUUGCGGCUAUCCGCUACCCGACUGCCCAAAAGCGCAACCGCGUCCUGCGGUCACCCGCACGGCUGGUCGCAUUCCGGCUAACCGCAUAUUGCGUAGGUGCCCUCAGGCUGGGUUCACACGGCAUUGUCCUGCACGUUUUCUUUGUAUUCGUUAUUUUAACGUACAAUCACCCUGGUGUUCAUACGUUACAUUUUCAUUCGUGUAAAAACGAAUCGCUGCAGUCUUCACACAGUUGUCACACACGCUCUGUGUUAAUGAGACAGAACUGUACCUUUUUUUUGUUUCCUACCUAUGCUAAUAGCCUUGAGAGGCUACUUCAACUUCGCCCUAACAUGUAGGUGAGUUCACAUGGCUCAAACCGGAGAGUUGCUUACACUGACCCUAGCAAGAGCAGUGCUUCGCUGAAUCUACCACCGUAUCGGAAACGUGACCCACUGAGAAGAUCCGGAGAAAAACUCAGUGGGCUGUGUCUGUUGGUUAAUUUACUCGUCGAGCCCUUCGUCGCAAGCGACGGGCGAAUGCCAAAAAACGUCAAUGGCAGUAUACUGUAUUGCGUUUAGUUUUAACACUAAUCAGUAGGUAUAAUUAACUAUUUAAAACACCUUCGCAGUAUACUUAACUGACGUCACACAUUACAGCCCUCGCAGUGCAUAUAGGAACAUAGCUUAAGCGUCCACUUGCGAGCAGCAUAAUGCAAAUAAAUUUAUCCACCAAACGAACGCAGUAUAGCAAGUGAUGCGAUAUAAAUGAAGCGAAGUGUACAGAGUUGAAUAAUUUAAUAUGACGAGGCGAAAGGCCAUUUGAUUGGCGAUAUUUUUGCAACUUUAAAAGAGAACGAUUUUGAAGUUUAAAAUUUGGAAAAAAUAUAACAAAAAAACGUCAUCAGCUAAAUAUUUGAAUGGGGUAAACUUAAUUGAAGUUCAAUUAAAAACAUCGAACUGUUGAUGCUGCUCGUUAUAAUUAUUUUUGGCGCCAUUUUUGACAUUACACGGCUCGCUACGGUGGCGCCACCAUAGUUAAGCUCUUGUUAAUGGAUACUCUAAACACAGAGAGCGUACUCCUUUCUUACCAUAGACAAUACACUUGAUAUUUUUAAUUCUACCCUCCAAUACACUUCAACCUCACGGUCGAACAUUAACGAAUAAAUUAAUCUGUACCCAUCGGAAGCGUAGCAAUUUUUAAUAUUAAAUAAUGUUUUGUUUUAUAAAUCACUAGAGAUUUAUUUUUAUGAAAUAUUAAAAAAAAAUACAACAUAAUUAUUUAAUUUGUUAAAGAAAAUGCACUUUCAUAGUAUACACAAAAAACAUAGACCCGUUUAUAUGUAUUAUAUUAAAAUCAUGUACUAGUAUUGUUUUUUAUGUUAAAAUUAAAGCACUACCCAAUUUUGGUUUUCAUGUAAUAUUGUGAAAAAUAAUUAUAAAAUGAUAUUUUGAUUUUGAUUUUGAUUUUUGAUUUUGAUAUUUAGGCAUUAAAUGAAUGAAUCAUAAUAUAUUUUCUAUUUUUUCAAUAUGGCAUUCGGCUAUUUCAUUAUUGAAUAUUAUAAUAUGCUAAAAAUCACGGACGUAUUGUUUACUGAAUUUGUUUUAUCCAAGAUGGCGUUUCGGACAUUUUGUAAAUGACUUUUCUACGAAAGGUAUACAAUUAAUUUAUAUAAAAUAAUUUUUAGUUUAUUUUUUUUUUAACACAAGAGGCCUUAUCGUUCUAAGUUUUGUGUAUGUCCUAGACCCCGUGCCCUUGGAAAACUUGUAUAGAUUUAAUUGUUAGUAAAAAAUAUAUAUACAUAAAUAAAUAAUGUUUAAUCGAAAAA